CUCUUUGUCUAUAUAUAUAAAAGACUCCAUUUGUUGCUGUGACCACCCACCAGCCUUGCUUUUUCCGCUCCCUGUCGAAACUAAACUACUCCCAGAGUCCUCAUCACUAGCUUUCUCAUCUCCCCUCCUCACCUAACCGUCACUCUCCGUUUAAACAUGUCAACCAUGACAGCUGUUAACGUUCCCUCUCAGUGCAUGCUGAGAAAUGCACCUAAGACUCGAUUCACCAGUUCUAUCAUUAAGUUCUCGUCUCCACUUGGAUCUGUGAAGACUCUCUCCAAGUCUUUUGGCUUGAAAGCAUCCGCCUCUUCUAGAACAUCAAUGGCAGUAUACAAGGUUAAGUUGAUUGGGCCAGACGGUGAGGAGAACGAGUUUGAGGCUCCAGAUGACUCAUACAUCUUGGAUUCAGCAGAGAAUGCAGGAGUUGAGCUGCCCUAUUCUUGCAGGGCUGGGGCAUGCUCCACUUGUGCAGGAAAGAUGGUAGCAGGUUCAGUGGACCAGUCUGAUGGCUCCUUCCUCGAUGACAACCAAAUGAAGGAGGGUUAUUUGCUGACCUGUGUGUCGUACCCAUCAUCAGACUGUGUGAUCCACACUCACAAGGAAAGUGAACUGUAUUAGGUGCCUUAUUGUUGAAUUGAAUAGUGUUAUGAAGUCUUGGUUCGUUAUUUCCAGGAUUUUUAUGAAUCUCAUGUUGUUCUAAGGCUCCCUUGGACCUUGUUCUAGUGUUUAUUGUGGAAUUCAGUAGCAGUUUAUCAUAUU
Messenger RNA from Argentina anserina (silverweed cinquefoil), 759 nucleotides. Its product is annotated as ferredoxin, root R-B1. Gene Ontology annotation, molecular function: electron transfer activity; 2 iron, 2 sulfur cluster binding. Lineage: Eukaryota; Viridiplantae; Streptophyta; Magnoliopsida; Rosales; Rosaceae. Gene Ontology annotation, biological process: electron transport chain. Bases 157 to 618 code for a protein of 153 amino acids. The record is from RefSeq and is a predicted model, not a curated record. Gene Ontology annotation, cellular component: plastid. The transcript is spliced from 2 exons.